GGCUAUUUUUGGCACGGCUCGCAGCUGAUUGCAAACGUUUUUGGCCCUCCCAGAAAUUUUCUGGCAGGCUGUUGUCCUUGAUGAAAGGCUUAUAUGAAACGGGGGGUGUUGACAAACGGAAGACUUGCUCUCAGUUAGCUUCUCUCUGGCCACAGAGCUCGCACUUCAGAUUUCUUUGCUGUACAAGAGGCACACGAGUCAAGGCGCUCACUUGUUGCCAAAGAGCGAGCUUACAAGGCAAUAAUAGGCCACUUUUAUGGUCUUCUCCGCCCCCUGGAACUCGCGACAGUGCCCGCGCGUUGAUCCUGUGUUCUCCACUCUCAGAUAUUGUUGAAGGACUUCUAUUCUGUUCCGUUAACUACCGUCGGUGGCUUUGCUAGCUAAUGUGAGGCGAUUUGAAGAGAAGAGGACGGUGGCGGUGGACUGUUGUAAUAGUUUUUGGCUUUCUCAGUUUUUUGUGAAGGUGACAUAGGACCUCAAAGAAGAGCUGCUGAGCGAGGGACAGUUUCGUUCGCACCCCGGCUGGUUCUGACCAAAAUAAAGAAAUAAUAAUAACAAAAAAAAAGGAUGGACACGAAUCCAAUUCCCGUGCUGACCGUCCAGACGACCCCUUACGAUGACCAGAGACCCGGCGCAAGCGGUCUGAGGAAGAAGACCGCGGUGUUCGAGAGCAGGAGAAACUACCUGCAAAACUACAUCCAGAGCGUGCUGUCCUCCAUCGACCUGCGAGACCGACAGGGCUGUACCAUGGUGGUGGGCAGCGACGGCAGGUACUUCAGUCGGACCGCUACCGAGGUCGUCGUCCAAAUGGCGGCUGCCAACGGGAUCGGCCGGCUGGUCAUCGGUCACAACGGCAUCCUGUCCACCCCGGCCGUGUCCUGCAUCAUCCGGAAGAUCAAGGCCAUCGGCGGGAUCGUCCUCACGGCCAGCCACAACCCGGGAGGUCCCGGCGGCGACUUCGGGAUCAAAUUCAACGUGGCCAACGGAGGCCCGUCUCCGGACACGGUGAUGGACCGGAUUCACCAGGUCAGCCGGACGCUGGAGGAGUUUGCCAUCUGCCCGGACCUCCGCAUCGACCUCUCCCGGCUCGGCCGCCAGGAGUUCGACCUGGAGAACAAGUUCAAACCCUUCAGAGUGGAGAUAGUGGACUCUGUGGAGGUGUACCUGAACCUGCUGCGUGGGAUCUUCGACUUCGGAGCCAUCAAGGGGCUGCUGACCGGCCCGGAUCAGCUGAAGAUCCGGAUAGAUGCCAUGCAUGGGGUGAUGGGGCCCUACGUCAGGAGGAUCCUGUGCGACGAGCUCGGGGCCCCCGCCAACUCUGCCGUCAACUGCGUCCCCCUGGAGGACUUUGGGGGCCAGCACCCCAACCCCACCCUCACCCACGCCACCGGUCUGGUGGAGUCCAUGAAGGGCGGAGACUUUGGCCUGGGCGCCGCUUUUGACGCCGAUGGGGACCGAUACAUGAUCCUCGGUCAGAAUGGAUUUUUCGUGAACCCGUCGGACUCCUUGGCGGUACUAGCCGCCAACCUCUCCUGCAUCCCGUACUUCAGGCAGAUGGGGAUACGCGGCUUCGCCAGGAGCAUGCCCACCAGCACCGCCCUCGACAGGGUGGCCAAGUCCCUGAAGGUGGCGCUGUACGAGACACCUGCCGGCUGGAGGUUCUUUGGGAACCUGAUGGAUUCUGGGAGAUGUUCACUGUGUGGCGAGGAGAGCUUCGGAACAAGUUCGGACCACGUGCGUGAGAAGGACGGGCUCUGGUCUCUGUUGGCCUGGCUGUCUGUCCUGGCGGCUCGGAAGCAGGGUGUGGAGGAGAUCGUCCGGGAGCACUGGGCCAAGCUGGGCCGCAACUACUUCUGCCGGUUUGAUUAUGAAGGCAUUGACCCCAGAGCUGCGUAUUACCUGAUGCGGGACCUGGAGGCCGUGAUCCUGGACAAGGCCUUCGUCACCCAGAAGUUCGCCGUGGGCAACAACGUGUACAGCGUGGAGAAGGCCGACAACUUCGAGUACAUCGACCCCGUGGACGGCUCCGUGACUCGCAAUCAGGGUCUGAGGAUCAUUUUCACGGACGCCUCGCGGCUCAUCUUCAGACUGAGCGGGACCAGCGGGGGGGCGGGGGCCACCAUCCGAAUCUACGCAGAGAGCUACGAGAGAGACCCCGAGAGACAGAACCGGGAGACACAGGUGGUCCUGGGCCCCCUCAUCGCCAUCGCGCUGAAGAUCUCCGAUAUCCACGAGCGGACAGGCCGCCGCGGCCCCAACAUCAUCACCUGAGCUGGGCCAGUACCUCACACCCGGGGCCAAAUAACAGACAUUUCCCUCAAGAACCCAGUCUAAAUGUGCACCUGCACCUGUCUGUCCACCUUCACCUGCACCAGUCUCUACACCUGCAUCUACACCAGUCUCUACACCUGUAUCUACAGCAGUCUCUCCGCCUGCAUCUACACCAGUCUCUCCACCUGCAUCUACACCAGUCUCUACACCUGUAUCUGCACCUGUCUCUCCACCUGCAUCUACACCAGUCUCUACACCUGUAUCUACACCAGUCUCUCCACCUACACCUACACCAGUCUCUCCACCUACACCUAGACCAGCCUCUCUACCUGCAUCUACACCAGUCUGUCCUCCUGCAUCUACACCAGCCUCUCCACCUGCACCUACACCAGUUUCUCUAUCUGCAUCUACACCAGUCACUACUCUUGCCUUCUCUGUCUUCAUCUGUACUAUUCUCCACCUGUGUCUACGCCUGGCCCUAUACUGGCAUUGUCCAUAAACCCCUCCUCUCAUAUUUACACCUGCCUAUACACCUGUAUUCUCCACCUUUCUCCCCGUCACUCCACACACCUCUGCUCCUGCUCCUCUGCACCACAUUAAACCACUGGUGGCUGACAUUUUGUGAUGCUCCCAUGACACCAUCGCAACUUUACUUCCUCACUGUCACCGCGUUAUGCAUUAGGUCUUCCUCUGUGCUGUUUCACUCUGUGACCAGCAGGGGGCGACAGAGUGUCACAGAGUGAAAUAUUCAUAAAUAUUAUCCAACAUGUUGGCAAGGCAUUAAGCAAUAUUUUUGGAAACAUGUUUGCGUGCGUGUAAUGAUGAGCAUAAAACUGUUGCUAUGCGUGACAGCAAACCUGUGGCCAGAUGACGUGCUUUAUUGACAUAUCUCCCCCUUGUGCUGACUUUACCCUGGUUUAUCACAGUAAAGUCAGGGUGAAAAGGGAGUUUUUACAGUCGACUGCGUCAUAGGCCAGAGCGUUCACUCAGCACUGUAAAAGUAACUGAAAGGCGUUAGGAAGAGGCCUUAUUAAAAAUGUUCUAUAAUGUUAAAAACAAAUGUACAAAAUUAAGCACGAAAACUCAUAGCACUCUGUUAGGGUAUAAUGUUUAUAAAAUAUACUUCUUGUGCGUGUGUGUGUGUGUGUGUGCGUGUGCGUGUGUGUGUGUAUGUGUGUGUGUGCGCGUGCGCGUGCACGUGCGUGUGCAUGUGUAUUUGUGUGAGUGCAUGUGUGUGAAUGUGAGUGAGACAGAGAGAGAGUGAAAAAGGGAUGUUUAGCUAUAAACAACGUUUCAGCACUUCCUGUUGUGCUCUUAUCAGUAGCGUCUGCUGUUGAGAGAGCAUAGACACCGUUUAUGAUCACAUAAAAAGCAUGCUUAUGCACUGAGAUUUGUUUAUAGCCACAAAAAUAUUACAGUCCUAUUCAGUCCUUUAAGAGAGUAUGACCUGCACUUAUAGUAGUCCACACUGAUAAGAAAUUCUCACUUUACCUGUGAUUUCCAUAUAUGAACAUAUACUGACUUCUUGUGUAAGACCCUGUCCCCUGACACUGUUGAAACAUAGUCAUUGGCUGUCAUAAAACACUGUGCUGUCCUUUC
Messenger RNA from Anguilla anguilla (European eel), 3870 nucleotides. RefSeq names its product phosphoglucomutase 5 (gene pgm5). Gene Ontology annotation, cellular component: sarcolemma; cytosol; cell-substrate junction. Bases 568 to 2271 code for a protein of 567 amino acids. The record is from RefSeq and is a predicted model, not a curated record. Lineage: Eukaryota; Metazoa; Chordata; Actinopteri; Anguilliformes; Anguillidae. Gene Ontology annotation, molecular function: phosphoglucomutase activity; magnesium ion binding. The transcript is spliced from 11 exons. Gene Ontology annotation, biological process: carbohydrate metabolic process; striated muscle tissue development; myofibril assembly.